Messenger RNA from Striga asiatica, 324 nucleotides. The record is from the annotation of a GenBank genome assembly. Lineage: Eukaryota; Viridiplantae; Streptophyta; Magnoliopsida; Lamiales; Orobanchaceae.
AUGAAUAAUACCACAACUUCGGAUUACAGUUGCGAAAGCGAGUCGGGAUGGACUACGUACUGGGCUCAACUAUCCAAUUCCAUUGAUUCAAAUUACAACGAAAAAAUAUCAGCACACAAUAUUGUGAAUGAGUAUAUUGAUGUUGAUGAUGAUAAUCUAUCCAUGCUUUCAGAUGCAUCAUCAGGGCCCAGACCAAAUAUAAACGAAGACCAUUUUUCUUCGUUUUCCGGAGGCGGCGUUGGGGACGAAAGAGGCAGUAACAGAAUUUGGGCCCAGAGAGAGGCCAUUUGGAAUUUAGACAUCACGUGGUAUGCUGAAUAUUAA